This is a messenger RNA of Camarhynchus parvulus, 1462 nucleotides long. It is a transcript of the gene PEF1, whose product is annotated as penta-EF-hand domain containing 1. Gene Ontology annotation, biological process: COPII vesicle coat assembly. Lineage: Eukaryota; Metazoa; Chordata; Aves; Passeriformes; Thraupidae. The record is from RefSeq and is a predicted model, not a curated record. The transcript is spliced from 5 exons. The coding region runs from base 63 to 893 and encodes 276 amino acids. Gene Ontology annotation, molecular function: calcium ion binding.
UCCCGCGCGUCACCGCUCUGCCUCCGCCCCGCCCAGGGGCGUGGUCACUGCCAGCAUAGCCAAUGAGUGCAGGUCGUUUCUGUGACGUCAUCGGGGCGUGGCCGGGGCGGAAAACCCGCUAUGGCGUACCCGGGGCAGGGCUACCCCGGCGCAGGACAGCCCCCCCCGGUGGGGCCUACCCCGGGGCUCCGUACGGCGGGGGGCCACCCCCGGGACCCUACGGGCAGCCCCCACCGGGGGCUCCGUACGGCGGGGGGCCACCCCCGGGGCCCUACGGGCAUCCCCCGCCCGGGGGUCCCUACGGCGGCCCCUACGGCAGCCCCCAGCCCGGUCCCUACGGCGGGCCGGCCCCGGGAGGGAGUGCCCCCCCAGGGGUGGAUCCCGAGGCGUUUUCCUGGUUCCAGUCGGUGGAUACGGAUCACAGCGGGUUCAUCUCCGUCAAGGAGCUGAAACAGGCUCUGGUCAACAACAACUGGUCCUCGUUCAACGAUGAGACCUGUCUGCUCAUGAUCAACAUGUUUGACAAGACGCGGUCGGGGCGCAUCGACGUCUACGGCUUCUCAGCCCUGCUGCGCUUCAUCCAGCAGUGGAGGAGCCUCUUCCAGCAGUAUGACCGGGACCAGUCCGGCUCCAUCAGCUUCAGCGAGCUCCAGCAAGCUUUCUCCCAGAUGGGUUACAACCUGAGCCCCCAGUUCAGCCAGCUGCUGCUGGCCCGGUACGCGCAGCGUUCCCCCAAUCCCAAUCCCAGUAUCCAGCUGGACCGGUUCAUCCACAUCUGCAUGCAGCUGCAGAGCCUCACCGACGCCUUCCGGGAGAAGGACACGGCCAUGGCGGGGAAUGUUCGGCUCGGCUACGAGGAUUUCCUCACCAUGGUGGUGACACGGAUGCUCUGACAUCCCCACUCCAAAGGCUGGAACUCUUCAGAAGCUUCAGCCAUCCUCAUCUUCCCUGUUGGAUGAUGCUGAGCCUCUCUGAGAGUUCCCCCCCUGGGGCCAAAUUUCCAGCUUGAUCCACCCCAAAUCCUGCUGGGGUUUUCCUGGCUUGGAUUCCUUGUGGCCAUUUUUUGGGAGUCAGGGUGAAUCCCAUGCCAAACUGGGAGAGCCAAAGCAGCUUAGAUCCCGUGCCAGCCCCAAAUUCCAGCUUCAUCCCGAGGUGCCUGCAGCAGAACAUCCCCGGUUCGGGGAGGAAAAGCUGAGCCUUGGGUUUGGAAGAAGCAGGAAAGGGGAAAAGUGAGGACAAAGCUCCUUCCUUCCCUCCCUGAGUGUCCUGGGAGCACGUCCCACCCUGGGAAUGCUUCCCUGGGGGUCUCAUCCCUGUUUUCCCCAGGGGCUGCUGGAAUGGGAUGUGCUGCUGCAGCCCCAUGGGAUCGUUCCCUCGCUGUUGCCAAUCCUGAAGCCAAAUCCAGACAAGGUUCAGAGCCCAGUUUUUCCAGCUUUGGAAUAAAAUGUGUUGUGCUCCGGCU